Messenger RNA from Micropterus salmoides (largemouth bass), 2296 nucleotides. RefSeq names its product serine peptidase inhibitor, Kunitz type, 2 (gene spint2). The coding region runs from base 167 to 1573 and encodes 468 amino acids. The transcript has 11 exons. The record is from RefSeq and is a predicted model, not a curated record. Lineage: Eukaryota; Metazoa; Chordata; Actinopteri; Centrarchiformes; Centrarchidae. Gene Ontology annotation, molecular function: serine-type endopeptidase inhibitor activity.
GGUAAAUUAAUCUGCGACAACAAAAAGCCACAAAACACGGAAGUGAGUCGUUCUUCCUCCCGCUGCUGACAAACUUCACAAGGUUUAACUUCGAGUCCAGAACCUCAGAAACGGUUUUUACCUUUAGACUCUUUCCAAUCCUUCUUCAGAUCCACGUUACAUUAAGAUGAACCAGCGUUUCGGGGCCAGUCUGCUGGCGGCCCUGUUCUUGGUCUGUGCCGUUCUGGCUCAGGACUGUGACUGGGACCAGUCAACUGAUCCGGAUCAGGGUCUGGACCCGGCCUCCGUGGACGCCGGAACGGUAAACCUGACCCGGCUCGCGGACGUGUCGGACCCGGAGAGCUGCCGGGCGGCGUGCUGCGCAGAGCCGGACUGUGACCUGGCCCUGGUCGGUUACCCGGCGGACGGAGGGCCGCAGUGCAUGCUGGUGAGCUGCGUGAUCCGGGGCCAGGACGUGUGCGUCCUCGAGCCCAGCACACAGUUCAAGGUUUACCGCAAGGCCACGACAGAGACCCGCACGGAAGCCAAGGAGGACGGGGAGAGCCCGCACGUCGUCCCGCUGCUGGGAUCCUUGGAGCCGAGGACCAACAUGACCAACAACAUUCGUUGUCGUCUCCCGAAGAAGGUGGGGUCGUGUCGAGCGGCCUUCCCCAGGUUUUACUACGAUGUGAUCAAUCAGAGCUGCCACAGCUUCAUCUACGGCGGCUGCGAGGCCAACGAAAACCACUUUGAGUCCCAGGAGGACUGCGAGGCCACCUGCAGCGGAGUCACAGGUUCAGUUCUUCCUGAUGAGUCGACUCCUGCUCCUCCUCAACUUCCUUUCAAAGCUGCUCGGAUGGCUCCUGCCUUCAAAACGCAGGUGUCCCAGGAAUCUGAAGGUCCAGUUGAUUAUGAACCAGCUGAUACAGAGUCAGAAAAGUCAGCCGAAGACUUCGCAGAGUACUGUGGGGCGGAGCCUGAUGUGGGUCCCUGCAAGGCAGCGUUUCCACGCUGGUACUACAGCAGUGAGACGGGUAGCUGUCAACCAUUCAUCUACGGAGGCUGCAGAGGAAACAAGAACAACCACAUGAGCAAGGAGAGUUGCAUCGCUGCAUGUACAGUCACUGUGCUUCCCUCGUCCAAGAAAGCCUCCAGCGAUGACAUUCCUGCAGAACACAAAGCUCGCUGCAUGGCGACCCCUGACCCCGGGCCCUGCCGCGCCGCCUUCCUCAUGUUCUACUACGACCCCAAAACCGAAACCUGUCAGUCAUUCACCUAUGGGGGUUGUCACGGCAACCAGAACCGCUACGGCAACGUGGAGGAGUGUAUGACCCGCUGUAGCGGAAACGGUUGGGUUGAAGGUCACGGCAGAGGUCGUAACCGCUGGACUGCAGCCGUCUUCCUCUUCGUCACUCUGGCAGCCGUCUCUGCUCUGCUGCUGGCGGCGCUCAUCAUCAUCACGCUGAGGCGUCACAGUCUGUCCCGCCGUCCGUCUUACAUCAGUGAUAAGGAGGAGCUGCUGCCAGAACCAGAUGAGCACUCCUCCAUGGAGUCCCUGACCGUCCCCGAGAGCCCCAAACUGGACAAAAUCUGAGGGGCGCGCCUGGAUUCACCCGGGGUCACUGAGGGUCGGGGUUUGUUUUAAGAGAUGCUCCCCCUCAGAACUGAUUUUAAAGAUGUUCUUCCUGUGAUUUGGUCCAGUCAAAGGAGGAGGCUGUGUCUGAUCUCAGGAAGAACGUGUGGAUUCAGUGCUGAGGUGGAUCUCUCACCGUGUGAUCUGUGUUAGGAGAGCUAACAAACUGUUUAAAACACCUGUCAGACUUUUAUUUUCUUUCUGGAACAGAUAUAACGUGUUAAUCAGAGAGCUUUCCCUUUGGCCAGCCAGGCUAGCGGUUUCCCCGUCUUUAUGCUAAGCUAACUAGCUGCCAGCCGUAGUAUCGCCGUGAGUCUGAGAGGAUUUCACCGAAGUGUUUCUUUUUUUAAGAUGUCUUCCGAUUAGUGAAACAUGGUCGCGGAGCAGAACAUGCGUCUGAUCUUGAACCUUUUUAUUAUUAAUAUAUAACUCUGUAGUUUCUGCUUUUAUUUUCCUCAGUGUUUAAGUGUUAGCAUUGAUUCAAUUAUAAGUUACUAAAUAUGAUUAAUUUAAUCACUAACUUUUGAAAUCAUUUAUUAAGUAGAACUUUAAUUUCUACAGAAGGAAGAUUUGCUGUUGUCUUUAAUCGUUACUGUGUGUGAUAUGAUCACUUUGACCUCUGGUGGUGGUCUGACUUCACUUUUUAUAUUUCAUGAAUUAAACAAUUCUAUUGUGUAAUCAAAA